AUGGUUCUCCCCAAGAGCAAAAACAGCGUCGGGCUGGGCAACAGCCUGAUGAACGACCGAUUCGGCAAGGGCAAAGGCGCCGACCGGAAAAAGGCCACGCAGCAAGGAGGCAUCAUCCGAAAAGACCAUAUCACAGGACAAUCGUACGUGACGAACGAGUCGAAGGAGGCGGCAUGGGUCAAAAUGCGCAGUGUGACGGAGCAAGGCGCUCUCGACGAAUUUCUGUCGACGGCCGAACUGGCCGGCACAGAUUUCACGGCGGAGAAAAUGAACAACGUCAAAAUCAUCCACUCCGACCACAAAAACCCAUACCUGCUCAGCGCCGCGGAAGAGAGGGGCGCCCGGAGGAAACACGCCCAGAACAGAGGCAGGUUGACCGUGCCGAGAAGACCCCGGUGGGACGAAACCACCACGCCCCAGCAAUUGGACGAGCAAGAACGUGUCAGUCUGUUGUCCUGGAGGCGUGGGCUUGCCGAGUUGCAGGAGAACGAUGACCUUCUCAUGACACCGUUCGAGCGCAACAUCGAGGUCUGGAGGCAGCUGUGGCGGGUCAUCGAACGAUCCGAUCUUGUCGUUCAGAUCGUCGACGCCCGAAAUCCUUUACUGUUUCGCAGCGAGGACUUGGAGAAAUACGUCCAGGAGGUCGACCCUAAGAAGCGCAAUCUGCUACUGGUCAACAAGGCCGACAUGCUGACGGAGGCGCAGCGGAGCCAGUGGGCGGAUUAUUUCAUUGAGCAGGGAAUCAACUACAAGUUCUUCUCGGCCCAUUUGGCAAAAGAGAUGAUCGAGGGCCGUGAUGCCAUGGAAGAGCUGGACGCUCGGCAACUACAACAGCAAAUCGACCGGAAUGCGCCCCAGAAAACGGUGGUCAAGAACCUCCAAGAUCUCAAUCUGAAGGAAACAGAGGGAGAGGAAUGGUCUGGUGAUGACGAGGAGGAGGAUGAUGAUGAGGACGACGAUGAGAAUGAACACGAAGACGAAGACGAAGCCGAAGCCGAGACCGAAGAAGAAGAAGGGUCUGACCACAGCGAAGAUGCAUCAUCUGAGCAACUUCAGGAACGAACUCAGAUCUUGACGGUGGACGAACUGGAGGCUCUGUUUCUAGAGAACAUCCCCGGAGACAGUACGACGGAUCGCAAAACCACCAUCGGUCUGGUGGGAUAUCCCAACGUAGGCAAGUCGUCGACAAUCAAUGCUCUGAUCGGAGCCAAGAAGGUCAGCGUGUCGUCGACGCCCGGAAAGACCAAGCACUUCCAAACCAUCCAUCUAUCCGAAAAGGUCAUCCUCUGCGAUUGUCCCGGUCUGGUCUUCCCCAACUUCGCCACCACCAAAGCCGAGUUGGUCUGCAGCGGCGUCUUGCCCAUUGACCAGCUGCGCGAAUUCACCGGUCCGGCCGGCCUGGUCGCCCAGAGAAUCCCGCAGGCGUUCCUGGAGAAUGUCUACGGGAUGAAGAUCCACACGAGGCCCGCCGAGGAGGGGGGCACGGGAGUCCCCAGUGCUUCUGAGAUGCUGCGGGCCUAUGCACGGGCGCGUGGAUUCGCCACUACCGGCCAUGGCCAGCCCGAUGAGUCGAGGGCCGCGCGAUAUAUUCUGAAGGACUAUGUCAACGGCAAACUUCUCUACUGCCAUCCGCCGCCCCACGACCCCGAGAUCGACGGCAACGAGUUCAACGAGGCCCUGUAUGACUUUGCUCAUCUGCCUGCGAAGCGCCAGGCCUGGUUGAUUUCCCACAGCGACGAAGCUGGUGUCGGUGUCGAUCGCGCAGCAGAGACGGAGACGCCGCCGCCGCCGUCGCAGGCUGCAUCGAUUCCCAAACGACCUCAAGAAACCGGGAAACGGUCCAAGCAACUUGACAAAGGAUUCUUCGCGCCUGGAUCCGGCAGUGCAGGCCACCUGACCAGGCCGUUCAAUCACCAGUACACUGAACAAGGGCUGCAGCAGAAGGAACUCAGCGGUCGCAAGGCCAGAACCAUGAUUGCGCUGGAGAAGGACAUCGACCCGUCCGAGGUCCGGUUGAACGGCAGCAAGAAGCAUUUCAAGGGCGCAAGGACUAAGACUCGGAAUCUCCGGACAGGGAUUGACGACGAGGACUGA
Capronia coronata CBS 617.96 is the source of this 2094-nucleotide messenger RNA. RefSeq lists its product as uncharacterized. The record is from RefSeq and is a predicted model, not a curated record. Bases 1 to 2094 code for a protein of 697 amino acids. Gene Ontology annotation, biological process: ribosomal subunit export from nucleus. Gene Ontology annotation, molecular function: GTP binding; GTPase activity. Gene Ontology annotation, cellular component: cytosol. The transcript has a single exon. NCBI's taxonomy places the organism in Eukaryota, Fungi, Ascomycota, Eurotiomycetes, Chaetothyriales, Herpotrichiellaceae.